This is a messenger RNA of Lates calcarifer (barramundi perch), 3508 nucleotides long. It is a transcript of the gene wiza, whose product is annotated as WIZ zinc finger a. Lineage: Eukaryota; Metazoa; Chordata; Actinopteri; Centropomidae. Gene Ontology annotation, biological process: regulation of transcription by RNA polymerase II. The coding region runs from base 416 to 2797 and encodes 793 amino acids. Gene Ontology annotation, molecular function: RNA polymerase II cis-regulatory region sequence-specific DNA binding; DNA-binding transcription factor activity, RNA polymerase II-specific. Gene Ontology annotation, cellular component: nucleus. The transcript is spliced from 9 exons. The record is from RefSeq and is a predicted model, not a curated record.
UCUAAUUUUCUGGAAAAAAAAAAAUGCAAUUAAGUGUAAUUUGGGCUAGCAUGUAGCUAACGUUAGCGUGCUUCAAGAGUAAUACAAAGGGUGCUACAUUGGUAGCUCAAGUUAGCUUUCGUAGCUAUUAUUGAAAGACGCUUCAGUCACUUACAGUUUUAUAAUUAGUCGGCUUUUGCUGUAAGGAUACUUGUUAAAAUGCGCACAUAAUAAUGAGAAAUAGGGAAGUUCUUUAACAGUGAACAGCGUGUCAAGUUGCAAUCUACAGCUGUGGGGAUAUUUCUUAGAGAACUACUUUGUGUCGCGGGGUAACAGUCCUGUCACGUCAUUUCAGAGCUGCCUGUCUGUCGGAGCUACAGGAUCUGCAGCAAGUCAACCCUCUCAUUCUCAAUAUAAUCUCACAACAUCAGCAGCCAUGGAUUCACAAGCAGCCCCACAGCCAGUCAUGUGUGAAGUCUGUGGAACAUACUUUGAGACACGACGGGGGCUCUCCAGCCACGCCCGUCUCCAUCUGCGGCAGCUUGGUGUGACAGUGUCAGAAAGUAGUGGAGCUCCUAUAGAGCUCCUCUACCAGCUUGUCCAGGAGAGAGAUGGCUCCCUCCCCAACAUCAAAGCUGACUCUUCCACACCUGAGUUGACCCCUCUCAAAAAAACAACCCAACAGGAGUCCAGGACUCCCUCAGCAGCAGAGGACAACAGUUCCUCUUACAAGGCGGGGGCCAGAGUCACAACAACUCCACAGAAGAUGGAUCAUCAGGGUUCUCCAGUCAGAUUAAAAGACGCAGCAGCCACUGUCCUCCCAUCAUCCCCUUCUGCUCUUAGGCUCUCUGAAGGCAGCAGCUCGUCCUCCUUAGAGAACCAAACCCCAACCAAGCCACUGUGGGCACCGCUGGAAACGGAUGCCCCUAUCACCUUAGACACCCCUGACGAGGUCCAUGUUUGCCAACUUUGCGGCUGCUGGUACGAGACACGCAAGGGCCUGUCCAGUCAUGCUCGGGCCCAUCUGCGUCAGAUUGGAAUCGCUGACAGUGAGAUUAAGGGCAGCCCUAUUGAAUUUCUUUACCAGAUUAUGGAGGAAGAGGACCUCAAGCCUGUCAGCAGCGAGCAACAGGAGCCACUGACCUCAGACGGUCUCCCUAGGUCCUCCUCCAAACGUCCCUCUGAUCUGUCUUCUCCACCUGCAUCUCCACCCAACAAAUGGCCCAAAACGUCAGAGGAGUGUACCUGUAUUCUGUGCGGGGAGGAGUUUGAGAAUCGUAAAGGCCUGUCCAGCCAUGCUCGCUCUCACCUGCGUCAGAUUGGGGUGACAGACCUGAUGGGGAAAACCUCUGCUAUUGACACCAUCGAGGAGCUGGUCAAUAGUGGCAUGUUAGAAGCCAUGUACCCCCCCAAAACAAACAGUACAUCUAGCUCAUCUGCUGGUCCAUCUACAGCCCCGGCCUGUCCUGCUGCCCCGGCUCUGUCUCCGACACCAGGCCAAUCCCAGCCCCAGUUUCCCCCCUCAUCCCUCUCCCCAAGCCCUGCAAAGAACAUUCAGUCUCCUCAAACUCCUGUCAACAGGGCCCCGAAGGCUAAGAAAGGCUUUCGACUAGCAGUGGACCCCCUCCAUAGAAAGCCCAAGCCUGAGCCUGUGGAGGUUGAAGUGUCUGUUCAACCGAAGGCGUACAGCACCAUCAGCAACUCUCCCACGCAGAAGUCACCCACUGCUGCUGUUGCUUCAAAGCCAUUCAGUGCAGUGUCCUCCACAGACAUACAGUCACCACCAACAGUCCUUUGCGACUUCUGUGGCCAGCUGUUUGAGACCCGCAAAGCCCUGUCAUGCCACGUCCGUGCCCAUCUACGCCAGCUAGGCCUUACCUGGUCGAUCAAAACAUCACCAAUUGACCUCCUCAAAGAGGUCAUGUUGCACGGUGAAGAAGGCAGGAAAGGGACUCCAGCAUCGGGCAAAGCCGUGUGGACCCCUCAAGGCUCCAGAAGGUCCCUGGAUGGCCCCCAGUCAAGGGAAACGGCCUCCAGCAGCAGCACCGCACCUCUUGAUUACUCCAUGAAAGAGAAAUCCCCACCUGGCAAGAGUGGAGCCUCACAUGCUGACACAUCCUGUGAGCUUUGUGGAUUUGAUUUUGAAAACCGCAAGGCCCUGGCCAGCCACGCGCGGGCCCAUCUCCGACAACUGGGAAUCAUCGAGUGGAAGGCGGAUGGAGCAACUUCGCCAAUUGAACUCCUCAGUGAGUUGAUCCGCAGGGACCCAGUCAAAGUGGCAGCAAUAACCCGACGCUACCGUACGGGAGACCUUUAUAUCAAGAAGUCCCAGAGAAGUGCUGCUUCGCCCUCUCUGUCCACAGACUCUGACUCUGUCCCUGGCAGCAGCUACAAGUCUGAGCACAAGGUGGGCAGAGAGGACUCAGGCUCAUCCAGACAAUCGCAUGGCCACAUACGGACUAUUGCAGCCCACAGCGACCCCAGUGUGCGCUCGCCAAGGGGAGUCCAUCCACCAAAACAUACAGUGCCUAGAGGAGAGGAAAAUCAGGACACCAACUCCCAGCAACCACCACGGUCUGGCAGCAUCCCUGCUCUGCUGCCAAAGCCCCCGCUAACACCACUGGUCAAGCUGGUGGGCAAAGUCUACUCCCUCAAGUGCAGGUUCUGUGAAGAAGUGUUUCAUGGACCUCUGUCUGUUCAGGAGCAGUGGAUCACACACCUGCAGAAACACAUCCUAUCACUGGGCUACAAGGGCAAAGCAUCUCCUCCUGCUGCACCAGUGGCAGCUCCAGCACUCGUACAUCCAGUAGCUGUCUAGUCCCUGAAAUCUUCACAUUCACAUAAAUUAAUGUCACCAUUUUCACCACUGUCACGUCAGAGUCAAGAGGAAGUGUCUAUUUUGAAGUACCAUAUUGUCUUAAAAGUGCAAAUUCAAAUGGUCCUUUCUUGUCCUAGAAAGGACAAACAUUAUUAUUAGGAAAGCAGCAGAAUGUAAUCCUCUCAGGUAAAAUUCACCAGAUACAAUAGAUCACAAAACUGGAUGUUUUUGGAAAAAAUCACUCAUCCCUCAUUUAGUGCUUUCCUCCUCCUGCUCAUACAUUCCUUCCAUUUGUACAAAUGUUCAAAUGUGAUUCAGUGCUUGAUGUUAACAAACAACAUGCCUCACACUGAGAGACUGAUCCUGGCAAAAAUGAAUUUCUCUUUUUGUUUUUGUCCUACUGAGUGGACUGGUAUGGUCACCAUUUCACUGUGAUAUACUUUUUCUCCUUUAUAUGCCUUUGUAUUGAGCCUUGUUUUACCAAUGAACUUUUUAAGCAUUUUACUUUAAAUCUAGAAGGACCAACUUGGUUGAUGUAAUGUAAUGUCCUAAAAGUCAAAGCAUUCACCAUCUUGACUGUAGACUCACUACAUUUCUGUUCUUGGCAUCUUCUUCUUCAGGUAUAACUUCUAAUCAUGAACUGUUUUCUGAUCUUUUUACAUUUUUUAACACUUGUUAUGUAAAUUAAAUUCUGUCUUGUAUAUAAACACA